Cornus florida is the source of this 1375-nucleotide messenger RNA. Its product is annotated as plant UBX domain-containing protein 4-like. NCBI's taxonomy places the organism in Eukaryota, Viridiplantae, Streptophyta, Magnoliopsida, Cornales, Cornaceae. Gene Ontology annotation, cellular component: nucleus; cytosol. The record is from RefSeq and is a predicted model, not a curated record. The transcript has 4 exons. The coding region runs from base 35 to 1243 and encodes 402 amino acids. Gene Ontology annotation, molecular function: ubiquitin binding. Gene Ontology annotation, biological process: membrane fusion; proteasome-mediated ubiquitin-dependent protein catabolic process; nuclear membrane reassembly.
UUACAAGAAAAGCAUCAAGUUUUUGCUUGCGAAGAUGGACAACGAAGCUGCGCAGGCAGAGAAGAUAACAGAGAACCAAACUCAUCUCGUCAGCACAUUCUGUGAAAUCACCUCUUCUUCCAAAGAAGAAGCUCUUUUCUUCUUGGAGAGCCACAACUACGACCUAGACCUCGCCGUCUCCACCUUUCUUGAAACCACCGCCGCCGCCGACGCCGACGCCAGCGAUCACAACCUCCCUCGGUCGCGCUCUCCCUCUCCGUCGCCGUCUCGCUCCCGAUCCCCGUCUCCGCGCCCGAACCCUUACGAUCUCCGAUCCAGGAAGCCCAUGGCCUCUUCAUCUUCCAACAGGAGGACCUCUGGAGGCCCCACUGGGCGCAUUCGCACGCUGUCCGAUCUGAAUCGUCAGGCUAAAGACGAUGCAUCUGAUAGUGACUCUGAUGAGCCGCAGGAGUACUACACUGGUGGCGAGAAGAGUGGAAUGCUUGUUCAAGAUCCAUCUAAAGCUAAUAAUGUGGAUGCGAUUUUCAAUCAAGCUAGACAAUUUGGAGCUGUGGAAAAACCUGCUGAUGAUCCUCAUCCGUCUUCAAACUCAAAAAGCUUUACUGGAACAGGAAGGCUGCUCUCCGGAGAGACGGUGUCACCUGCUGCUCAGGCUGCUCAGCAGCCUCAAGUUGUCACUCACAACAUCGUUUUUUGGAGUAAUGGGUUCGCAGUAGAUGAUGGUCCAUUGCGGAGGUUGGAUGAUCCUGAAAAUGCAUCCUUCUUGGAGAGCAUCAGGAAGUCCGAGUGUCCGAAAGAACUUGAGCCAGCAGAUAGGAGGAUUGCAGUGCAUGUUAAUCUCACGAGGAAGGAGCAAAAUUUCCCCGAACCUGAGAAACGCCAGAUUCCUUUUCAGGGUGCAGGAAGAACUUUAGGUAGUGCCAGCAGCACCACGCCGAUGGAGGCUGCUGCUGCUGCUUCCCUCAACACAGCUCCACCACCAUCCGUGGGUCUUGUUGUGGAUGACACGUCACCUUCUACAUCUAUUCAGCUCAGGUUGGCAGAUGGCACCCGCAUGGUUUCGCGCUUCAACUACCACCAUUCAAUCAGAGAUAUCCGUGCCUUCAUUGAUGCAUCGAGGCCUAGCGGGGCAAGGACUUAUCAACUGCAGACAGUGGGGUUCCCUCCCAAACAACUCACUGAUCUGGAACAGACAAUAGAGCAGGCGGGGCUGGCCAAUUCAGUUGUGAUCCAGAAACUCUAGCAAGUUGCACAAUGUGAUGUCAGUCUGAGUUUCAAUAUACUGGAUAGAUUUUGGAUACACAUUAUACAUUUGGUUAUUUGAUGGGUUUAAAAUUCAUUUUAUGGGAUUCAUAUAUUACAUGAAGAUUGUAUA